Molecule: messenger RNA, 4273 nt
Organism: Pectinophora gossypiella (pink bollworm)
Lineage: Eukaryota; Metazoa; Arthropoda; Insecta; Lepidoptera; Gelechiidae
Product: homeobox protein orthopedia-like
Exons: 8
Coding region: 413-1378 (321 amino acids)
Biological process (GO): regulation of DNA-templated transcription; neuron differentiation
Molecular function (GO): DNA-binding transcription factor activity, RNA polymerase II-specific; DNA binding
Source: RefSeq, a predicted model, not a curated record
AGUCGGUUUUCACAUUAAACGAUCAUUUUAAGGGCGAACCAAUCAAACUGCAAAUUUAUACAAAUUGAUACUAAACGGGUUAUAUUAAUUUUAUAACAAAAAUUAAGUGUGUAAAUAAGUUUGAACGGAGUCGUAAUUAAAACUAAUUGGCUGUAAUAUAGCGCUAAUUGUUUUGUAUUAAGGCGGGUUUUCGCUGGAAUUUUGUCCUUUUUGAUAUUUUUGCUUUUUAGAUUCAGUGACUGUAUUGUUUCAGUGUGUGUUUGAUAUCGAUUAUAAUUUGGAUAUUAGAUGAUGAUUUUGGGAGUUAGGGGUGCGGUGUGUUAGACUUGGAGGUUGAUGUGGUGGUGUUCGGUGGGUUGUGUGGGGCUGGGGGGGAUGGCGGCGUAGGACGGCCGCUGCUGGCCGCGGGGCCAUGCUCAACAACCUCACCGCUACAGCUCUUGGAGGUCACAAAGAGUGCGUGGAUGACAACAAGCCGCACGAGGUGAAGCCGACCCUCGAGCGUCACCAUGCGCUGGGCGCGCGGUUGCAGCUCGCGCACUCUGUUCGCUCCGACCACUUGCAAGGUGGAAUCCACAGCGGCGGUCACAUGGCGACGGUGGGCAGCAUGUCCUCCUCAGCAUCAGACUCUGACAAGCCUGCCAAGCAGAAGAGGCAUCGCACCAGGUUCACGCCAGCCCAACUGAACGAGCUGGAGCGAUGCUUCUCCAAGACCCACUACCCCGACAUCUUCAUGAGGGAGGAGAUCGCCAUGAGGAUCGGACUCACCGAGAGCAGAGUACAGGUGUGGUUCCAGAACCGCCGCGCGAAAUGGAAGAAGCGUAAGAAAAGCACGAACGUGUUUCGCUCGCCUGGUGCCCUGUUGCCGUCUCAUGGCCUGCCGCCGUUCGGAGGCGAUGUAUGCAGCCCCGGCGUGUUCGGCGACCGGCCGUGGUCUAUGCCAGCUGGUCUGGGCCAGCUGUCUCAAGGCGGCGUCGGCAUGGGCGGGUUCGGCGCAGGAGGUCUACCGCAACUAGCUGCGGACCUCAACCCUGCGCUGCCCAUCACCUCCGUGUCCUCCGCACAGGGGUACCAGUCGCAUUACCCUCUCAACUCACUUGGAGACACGAUGAUGUCGUACUGCAACAACCUGGGCGCGCCGGGCGGCGGGGGCGGGGGCGGAGGUCCGCUCGAGGGCUCGCCCACGCCACCGCACAUGCCGCACUGCGGGAACAACAAUGCAUCGCCCACAGCUUCUGGUGGAGGCGGCGAGCAUGGUGAGGAGGAGGUGUGGCGUGGUCACAGCAUCGCUGCGUUGCGACGCCGCGCCUCCGAGCUGUCGGCAGCCAUACCGCCCUACCUGCAGCUCAACUAUGACGCACACAGCCCCGUCUACUGACCGGCGGCCGGGGAAGCCUGUCAUAUGAGCUAUUGCUGAACUAUGUACUCCUGGUACUUUAUAAUCUCGGUUGGACCCAGCGCCUAGAUAUUUUCCAUCAAUCUUUGCUUAAUGCUGUUCUGAAGGGCUAAAAAGGCCAAAUUGAAGCAGUUCAUCUAAAAAGAAAUAUUUGAUAGUUGAUUACAUUGCACACUUACAUAGCAUAAGCUAACGAAUAUAUCCCAAUAAUAAUUGGUCAAAGGUCCAUCCAUCGCAAGAUGAACUAAGUGCCUAUACCUUAUCACAGGCGCAAUUAUCAAAUUGCAAUAUUGCUUUUUUUAGAUGAAUUGAGCCAAUGUGGUUGAGUCCUUUUAGAUCCUCUGUUCUCCUAGUAUUCAUACAAAUCCCUGCCGGGGCCUGACUGACAAGCAACUGAUGAUAUACGUCAAACUGUACUUGCCAUACAGCCUCUUCUGCAGGAAACCAUCAAUACUAGGCUACCCCAUUGUGUUCUGACGUCCCAGUACUUAAAAUCUUGGUCCAUAUUUCUGAAUGGAACUGCUGAAGUUUUGCGCUCCUAAUCAUAUAAACAGUAUGAUCAGUUUACUAACAGCGUGGUCGAAACUUAUUAUUUAUUAUGUGCGUCGAGUAAGGAAAACUCUGUUAGCGCGUUUCAGGCCCGCUACGGUGAUUGGCUGAAUUUGAUUGACGAUAUUAUUAUUUACAUUUUCCUAUCGUCAGUAUUUUCGUAACAAGCACUGUCGCUAUCUCUGAAAAUGUAAACAAAAUCGUGUUAAAACCCCUAAAUAUGACUGGCAACAUUCCUUCCAAUGAAUAAACGAUUCCUGUUCCUAAAAAGUAUACGGGAAUUAUUCACAUUUCACCUUAAAGUGUUGUUUACUUGAGGGUGAAUAUAAAUUUAGUUAUAUUCAGGACUAUUAAUGAAAAUGUUGCAUUAAUUGUGAGCUGUAUUCAAGAAAAUACAUGUAUACGCAUUUGAACAAUAAUAAAUAUAAAGUUAGCAUAGUUUACUACUGAAGCUAUUUAUUCUAAGUAACGAUUAUUAUAAAAUAUUAUUAGUGUUUAAUUAGUAAUAUCGAUGUAUUUACGAAAAAUGUGGUAAUCGAUUAAGUAGAUAUACAUUCCAAUUCAAAGUAGAAUAAAUCAUUGUUGUAGUAUAAAAAAAAACAAUAUUGUUUUCUCUAAAAAUCCGCUAAAGCCAAAAUUUUUAAGUGUGAAUAUGUUAACUGAGUGAAUGUAAACGUCAAAUGUUUUUAUCGAUUAAAAAUAAACUAUCGGAAAUAAUUUAAUAAUGAUAAAACAGCAUAUUCUAACGAGCGAAACAAAUAAAUUAUUAAAAAAUAAUAGUUGAAAAAUAAUUUCAAAUCAUAAACUAGGUGUAAAGUCCAAAGUAUACUUUUGUGUGUAUGAAAUAAAUAGUUAGGAUUAAAAAUACAAUAGGAAAAAAAUAUUUUGGAAACUUGCGGCCACUAUUUUUCAUUAAUUUUGAAGUGGUUAAUAGUUCCUACUUGUUAUAAUUUUAGGUCCCGAUUUCUAUAAUUUUAUUAGCAAUUUGUAUAUUUAUUUUCAUUUUGUAAUAAUAAUUAUUAUUGUCACAGAAUAAUAAAAAAACCGAGGAGAUUUUUCCGUCCGUUAUUUUAUACGUUAAGUAUUGUAAGUAAUAAAAUUACUUUUUGUUCAAUUUUAUUUUAUAUUUUGUAUUAUUAAUUUAAUAUUUCUCGGGUACCUUCAACUCAUAAUUUUAUUUUACAUUAGUGUUAUAUUAUAAGUUUCUGUAUUAGUUAUUAUUAUACACUAAAGCCAAAGUGAUGUAAUUAUUAUAAUUAUACAUUUGGUUUUACGAAAGAGCUUUUGAAACUACAUGAAAACGUAGAUUUUAUUAACAUACCUUCAUGCCAUGUUCAAUCUGGUGUAGACAGAGGUGAGCGAAAGUAAACUGGAUUUAUAACACACUCUUUUAUUUAUGUAUUUUUUUUUGUUUUAUGCAUGUUAUUAUCAACAAAGUAAAUAUUUUUAUGGCCUUAUUACACUACACAAUCCAUCGGACCCGAUGCAUCGGGCAAUGUAAUAGCAAAUCGAGCCACGAUUUCACAAUACAUAUAAAAUUGUCGGGCUCGACGGAUCGGGUAGCAUACAAAUAAAGCCUAUAUUUUGAUAAGUGCUCAUUUUAGUUGUCAGAAUUUUAUUUUAACAUGAAAGCUCUUAAAAAGUACUGUUUAGAGCUAGAUUUUAACGUCACAUUAAAAUAAAAAUAAAGUUUAUUUCUGUCAGAAUCGUUUUUAGUCAUUCGAAAACAUUUAAUAAUUUAAUUAACUACUGGUGCUAAUUCCUGCAGACGUCAUCUAAUUUUAUUUUAAGUUAUAUACCUGUCAUUUUCUUAUACGUUGAAAAAGAAAGGGACGGGUAAUCGACAGGCAUAAAAUUUAUGGAACACACGUCAAUUUUAAGCAAUAAUCUAAAACAACCGUCUAAAAAUUUUACAUGCGCCAAUAACCCGACAGAAUUAAGUAGACAGCACGUCAAACGGAUUGCAUACCAGCGAGAUGCCUAUUUUAUUCGCCCGGGUUAUUCAUUCGUUUUAAAAUUAACUUGUUGACAAUCAUCCGUCCCUUUCCUUUUCGGCGGAUAAGAAAAUGACGGGUAUAACUUAAAAUAAAAUUAGGAGGUGUCUGCAGGAAUCGGGGCCAUUAUCCACCUACAUGGUUUAAUCCCUUUUGUUCUAAUAAACUAUUUUUUGUAUAACUGCGCUAAAUAUCACUUCUCGUAUUAAAGAACUGAAUGUCAGCGUGUAAUGGAAGUCUCGAAGUUUCGCUCGCCCUUCGUUGUAAAGCCCUUAAUGUAUGACUAGCAUAAGUAUUACUAUACAUACAUACAUAAAUAAAAUAGACAAUGUUC